GAAUGGAUGUCAAUGUUUACAAGCUACGGACUAUCGGCAGGAAGUUCAUUCCGACUUUGAGCCUCGUUGUGAACACAACACAAAAAAAACAUUACAUUUUCCAAUAACUAACAUCUUUUGAAGUUUAUUAUUUUGUUUGUGAACUCCUGCGCUCUCUGUCGGAACAACCAACAAGCAUCCUCCAACUCCUGAUUCCUGCUCUUUGCUGCAGCUAAUUUGGUUCAUCGUUCAUCGAGAUGUGCUGCAAUCCCGGUGGCUGCUGCGGCCUGCCCGCCUGCAUUCAGUGCACAAAUUUCAGCUUCAACUGCUGGACCGGCACGGCGAGCGUUCCCAGCUGUCGCACUGGCUACUCGCCCUGCUGUCCGCUCUAUCGCGGCUGCUGCGGUGGUCCACGAGGUUGUUGCUAGCGGAGCUCCAAGAUGUGCACGAAAUUAGGAAAAAAAAAUAUUAAAAAUCAUCCGUGAAUAAAAACCAACAAAAAUAA
This is a messenger RNA of Drosophila subobscura, 484 nucleotides long. RefSeq names its product small cysteine and glycine repeat-containing protein 1. The record is from RefSeq and is a predicted model, not a curated record. The transcript is spliced from 2 exons. The coding region runs from base 237 to 407 and encodes 56 amino acids. NCBI's taxonomy places the organism in Eukaryota, Metazoa, Arthropoda, Insecta, Diptera, Drosophilidae.